UACGUUUCUUCCCUCGAAUGUACAACCUUUCUCAAGGUCACAACUCGCCAGCAGCUCAGAUCUUUACUAAAGCACAAACCUGCUCAUUUGUCACUUACUAUCCAAUUCGACAUGGCAACGCGAUGGGGAAUCUGUGGUGCAGGGAAGAUCAGCCAUGACUUCAGCGUGGCCAUGAAGACUCUGCCUCCUGAAGAUCACCAGAUAGAAGUCAUUGCAUCGAGGAGCUUGGAACGUUCCAAAGAGUUUGCCAAGAAGCAUGGUAUUCCUAAGGCUUACGGCAGCUACGAGGAACUGGCCAAUGAUCCAGACAUUGACAUUGUGUACCUGGGAGUGCUGCAUACAGAGCACUGGAGAGUUGGUUUGCUGUUCCUAAAGGCUGGGAAGAAUGUGUUGUGUGAGAAACCUUUCGCAAUGAACUCCAGACAGGUGAAAGACCUGGUUACUGCAGCCAAGCAAAACAAUGUCUUCCUGAUGGAGGCCAUCUGGUCCCGCUGUUUCCCCGUGCACUCUGAGGUGCGCAGGCUUCUGGCAGAGGAGGCAGUAGGGGAGCUGAAGCUGGUAAAAGCCUACUUUGGCUCCCCUCAGCUCCACAUCCCUCGCUCGGUGGAGAAGGAGCUGGGUGGUGGCGCACUGCUGGAUAUUGGAGUAUACUGCCUGCAGUUUAUUCUGAUGGUGUUCAACGGAGAGAGGCCAGAGUCCAUCCAAGCCAUGGGGGUGCUGCUUGACUCAGGAGUGGAUGAGUCAGUGGUUGUGGUGAUGAAGUUCUCCAGGAACAGGAUGGCCUUCUGUGCCUUUUCAAUUGCUGCACGACUACCAAACGAUGCUGUCAUCGCUGGCACCAAGGGCUCCAUUAAGGUUCUUGGCCCCAUGCACUGUCCUACCACACUUGUGGUGAAUGACAAGGAAAUGAAGUACCCUCUGCCUGAACCUUGCCUCCCUCUGAAUUUCACCAACAGUACCGGGCUUUGCUAUGAGGCAGAGGAAGUGCGGCAGUGCCUGCUUAAAGGACUUAAAGAGAGCCCACGGAUGCCUCUGGCAGACUCUGUCUUACUGACAGAGAUCAUGGAUGAAAUCAGGAAACAGGUGGGAGUCGCCUUCAGCCAGGACAGCCAGUGACAUCACUCCAAAGCCUGGCUGUUUCACCUGACCUAAACCUACUCAGGUGGAACGGAAGGAGCUGCUCGGAGCAGGCUUUAGAUCUUUGGUAUAAGCAGAUCACUCAUGGCACUAUGUGACAGAGCCUGAGUGUCACUGAGGCAACUGUGACUCGGAUAACAGAGUGAGCUGCCACUGUAUUAAAGAUAGAAUCGACACGUUAUUGGAACAUAGAUACUUUUUAUUGCAUCGUAUAUACCCAUUACAGCCCCGCACACUGUCAUCAUGUAAGUCAACAUGUAAACACUUUGUAGGUCCUUACAGUACAUAACAGACAAAAAGAAGUGGUUUAAAUAAGAUAAAUCACAAUGUAAACAAACAGAGCAACCACGUUAUGUGUAACCAUCCUGUAAACAAGU
This is a messenger RNA of Larimichthys crocea (large yellow croaker), 1514 nucleotides long. RefSeq names its product trans-1,2-dihydrobenzene-1,2-diol dehydrogenase. The transcript has 7 exons. Bases 112 to 1116 code for a protein of 334 amino acids. Gene Ontology annotation, molecular function: nucleotide binding. NCBI's taxonomy places the organism in Eukaryota, Metazoa, Chordata, Actinopteri, Sciaenidae. The record is from RefSeq and is a predicted model, not a curated record.